AUGAACAGCUGCGUGCGUCUGUGCGUCUUGAUGGUGGUACUGGUGGCGGGCGCCCUGGCGCAGCUCGCCCCUCCUGCGGCUCCAGAGGGGCCUCGAGGGCAGUGGGCAGAGGAGGCGCCCCGGAGGCCACUGAGGGGGCCGGGUUCAGGCCCCUGGACAUUUGACCUGGCUUUCCCUCAGGAUCAGAUCAGGAUCCUGAAGGCAGAAUGA
This is a messenger RNA of Elephantulus edwardii (Cape elephant shrew), 210 nucleotides long. RefSeq names its product cholecystokinin (gene CCK). The transcript is spliced from 2 exons. Bases 1 to 210 code for a protein of 69 amino acids. NCBI's taxonomy places the organism in Eukaryota, Metazoa, Chordata, Mammalia, Macroscelidea, Macroscelididae. The record is from RefSeq and is a predicted model, not a curated record.